UCUCAAAACUCUUAAAUGAUCAUUAUUUUAAACCUUUCAUAAUACAUCUAUAUUACUCACUACUUACGAUCAAAGACUUUUAAACCUAAGUAAACAAAAACAUAUAUUAUAUUUUUAUAUAUAUAUUUCUAGUCUGGAUAUGGCAAAGACCCGUCGUGUAAUUUACCUUUUCCUUAGUAUUCUAAUUUUCUGCGUACUCACCAACGAGGCGCAAGGUAGUCGUUUGAUGUGUCAUCAUCCAGAAGAUUAUUCAUGUAAGAAACGUUCAAGCCAUCACCAUCACCAUCACCAUCACCAUCAUCAUCAUCUUCAUCACAAGGACACUCUCAAUGAAUCAGAUGAUCUUCAACGAAGCAUCAUGACGAGGAGGAGCAAUGAUAUUUAUGGUGUUGAUGCUUUCCGGCCUACUGAACCAGGUCACAGCCCCGGUGUUGGCCACUCUAUCAAGACCUGACAAAUUCGAAUUUAUUUAAUCUUGAUUUCUAUUUCUCCUUUUCUCUUGCCUACGUUGUUCCAUUGACCAAAGGUUGUCGAGACCUAAUGAGGUUAUAUGAGUCAUGCUGUUUUCUCAUACUGUAAAUACUAAAUAGUAGAUUGUGCCAUUGUGGUUAUGCCUCUCAAUAAUUGUUGUCCUUUCAUAGUUUAUAU
Molecule: messenger RNA, 648 nt
Organism: Camelina sativa (false flax)
Lineage: Eukaryota; Viridiplantae; Streptophyta; Magnoliopsida; Brassicales; Brassicaceae
Source: RefSeq, a predicted model, not a curated record